Molecule: messenger RNA, 1680 nt
Organism: Punica granatum (pomegranate)
Lineage: Eukaryota; Viridiplantae; Streptophyta; Magnoliopsida; Myrtales; Lythraceae
Source: RefSeq, a predicted model, not a curated record
AUUAUAAUCUCAAUCCGUCUCAAGUCAUGAAGAGAGAGGGAGACAGAACAAACGGGGGAGAAGCAGGAAAGGACAGAGCAGAGCAAAAACAGAGACUUUACUACACUCGUUGACGUUUCCAAGGCUCCAAAGCUUAAAACCGGCAUUUUCCAUCCCCGUUCAAUUCCUUAUCUCACUCACCCCUUCCUUCGCCGGCUUCUGAUCGCCCUCCGUUCUUCCCUCUCCGACGCGCAGCGUCAGUUCCUUCUGUCUGUGGUAGACCAGAAGAGGCCCACAGUGUCCGAGAAUCACGAGACAGAGGAAAGCUCGAAAAUCCGUUUUAACCCAGAGAGAGGAGAAGGAAAAAGAAUGGGUUGCUGCUUUAGCACUCCGGAGAAAGUCGAAAAGCCAGCUGAUAAUAGACCCUACCCGGGAAGUCGACCUUCGGCAGGAACAGAUCAAAUAGGCAGCACGGGGUACCAUCCCAGAAUGGCUCCUCCAAGAGAGGCAAGGACUGCAACGGUCCAACCGAUCGCCGUUCCUGCCAUCCCAAUUAAUGAAAUGAAGGCUAUAACGGACAAUUUCGGGUCUUCUGCUUUUGUGGGUGAGGGCUCCUUUGGGAGGGUAUUUCAUGGUGUUUUAAGAAGCGGGAAAGCCGUAGCCAUCAAGAAGUUAGACUCGAGCAAGCAGCCUGACCAAGAAUUUCUCUCCCAGGUCUCAAUGGUUUCAAGGCUGAAGCAUGAGAAUUUUGUCGAGCUUGUUGGCUACUGCGUGGAUGGUCCACAGCGCAUCCUUGCAUUCGAGUAUGCGUCCAAAGGGUCGCUCCAUGACAUUCUUCAUGGAAAGAAAGGUGUGAAAGGGGCACAGCCUGGUCGCCUUCUUUCUUGGGCCCAGAGAGUUAAGAUUGCCGUGGGGGCCGCAAGGGGGCUCGAGUUCCUGCAUGAGAAGACACAGCCUCCGAUUAUCCACCGGGAUAUCAAGUCCACCAAUGUUCUGAUCUUUGAGGAUGAUGUUGCUAAGAUUGGUGAUUUUGACUUGUCGAAUCAAGCCCCUGAUAUGGCUGCACGACUCCACUCAACUCGUGUGCUUGGGACCUUUGGCUAUCAUGCUCCAGAAUUUGCCAUGACUGGACAGAUGAACUUGAAAAGUGAUGUGUAUAGCUUUGGAGUUGUCCUUCUGGAACUCUUGACUGGCCGUAAACCCGUCGAUCAUACAUUGCCUCGUGGACAGCAGAGCCUCGUGACUUGGGCCACUCCAAGACUUAGCGAAGAUAAGGUCAAGCAGUGCGUUGAUCCAAGGCUGAAUGGAGACUAUCCCCCAAAGGCAGUUGCAAAGAUGGCUGCAGUUGCUGCACUAUGCGUGCAAUACGAAGCUGAUUUCCGGCCAAACAUGAGCAUCGUUGUGAAAGCCCUCCAGCCUCUGCUAAACACUCGAUCGUCCGUUCCACCUCAAUCUCCAAGUUAUGGGUGAAUUCAUUCUGAGCCUUGAACGAUGGCUUCUAAAAUAUUACGGACGGCUUCAGUUUUUCUUGAUCCCCUAUUUCUUCUUCUUCCUUUUUCUUCUACCCAGAAAAGCUGUAAAUUAUAUACCACAUCUAAAUUACUAUUUUUCCUUGUGAUAAAAGAGAUCUAUCCCGAUGAUGUACUGCUGAAAGUGAAAUACCUUGAUGCUGUCUUAUAUAUUGUUCAUUGUCCCAAUGUA